GCAGCGGGUAUGCGCUGCCCCUGUCCUGGCGUUGAGUCUUUUGGGUGUGUGAUCUCUGGAAUCGUUACUCUGGUCUUCUUUCCCGGGCGCCUUUUAUCGUUGGAUUCUUGGAUUGCACGUUACCCUUCUGAAGAAACUGCCUAAUGAGCCGGCUUUGAGAGUUCCCUUUGCUGUUCUACUUCUAGCUUCUCGUGGAUGUAUAUUUGAUAUACCCUUUUGUAUUGGAGGGCUUUGUAGAAAGGCGUCUCUUUUGUUAUUUUAGGGGUCUCACUCCUUUGGUUUCACGGGAAAUCACCAACAUAUGUAGGUUUAGUGCUCUUUAUAUUCCAUUUUUUGGUAGUUAGAAGAAAGAAGAGGGACAAUAGGCAGUAUUCUUGUAUGUUGGCGUUUGGCUUUGAUGUUGUCCUCGCAUAGUUAGUCGAUUUUGGUCCUCAUUUUAUGCUUGGUGUUCUUGUUACCAAACUCAGAGAAGAUUCCCAGAGGCAUAAAGAUUCCUUGGAUAUCGAGGAUCCAGUCUUUUGUUAUUUUCCAUAGAGUCUACAGAUUUGUUGUUUUGCAUGUCCUGCUCAGUUCUCAGUCAGAUUUCUAUAGCCUUCAUCUCACUCCUCAGAAGAAUAUGGCCUUCAUCUCAAGGCUCUGAUACAGCAGCUUGAGCAACUUUUAUCUUUCUAUUGCCUUUGCUGUCUGUUGCGUAAACUUUUUUUGAUAAAACUCUGUUGCAGAAACUUGACAUUCCCAUUCUAAAAAGAAGCAGCUCGUCUUUCACAGUUUUCUUACCUUCUCUCUCUUUUGGCAAUAUAUAACGUUGGUUAGGAAGAAUACUUUUUCUUUCCCCUCCUCUAGAUGUGAUCUUCUUAUCCUCGCUGAUGGGUUAUCUUUCCGACCAUCAUUACAUUCUUGGCCUUUUUUCCAUAAUAUUGGGCUGUUUUGUGUUAAGAACCUGCUCUAUGAAUGCUGCACCUGCUAGUUUUGUUUUUGGUGAUUCGUUAGUUGAUGUUGGAAACAAUAACUAUAUUGUUACUUUAUCGAAGGCUAAUUACAUGCCAAAUGGUAUGGACUUUCCAACUCGUCAGCCAACUGGGCGCUUCACCAAUGGACGAACAAUUGCAGACAUACUAGGUCAAGAAUUGGGAUUGGAGAAUUUCACUCCUCCUUAUAUGGCUCCAACUACUGUUGGACCCGCGGUACUGCAAGGCGUCAAUUAUGCAUCUGGAGCAGGAGGAAUCCUUAGUCAUACAGGAAAUGCUUUUGGUGGACGUAUUCAUUUAGAUGCACAGAUAGAUAACUUUGCACAUACCAGGGAAUACGUAAUCUCAAGCCUUGGAAUGCCUGCAGCUUUGAGUCUGUUAAGGAGCGCUCUCUUCUCAGUCGUGAUUGGUUCUAAUGAUUUGAUCAACAAUUACUUGACUCCUGUUGUAUCAGUGCCUGAAAGAGCAGUAGUAUCUCCAGAAGAAUUUGUAGAGGCCAUGAUCUCAAAAUACAGGAUGCAAUUAAUGAGACUAUAUCUCUUGGGUGCUAGGAAAAUCAUUGUGGCAAAUGUUGGACCCAUAGGCUGUAUUCCAUAUGAAAGGGACACGAAUCCAUCAGCUGGCAGCAACUGUGUGGAGUUUCCAAAUCAAAUGGCUCAAUCCUACAACAAGAGGCUGAAAGAUCUAGUAUUGGAGCUGAGAUCAAACCUUGAAGGAGCACUUAUAGUGUAUGCCGAUGUCUACCGAAUUGUGGCAGAUAUCAUCCAAAAUCAUAAGAAUUAUGGCUUUGAGGUGGCUGAUUUUGCAUGCUGCUUCCUCACAGGGCGAUUUGGAGGCUUGGUUCCAUGCGGUCCAACUUCUAAAGUUUGUCCUGAUCGAUCAAAGUAUGUCUUUUGGGAUCCUUACCAUCCUACUGACGCUGCAAAUAUUGCCAUAGCACGACGAUUGCUUGAUGGUGAUCUGAAUGACAUAUUUCCUAUGAAUGUGCGGCAACUAGUCGGUGCUUGAGUGUUCUGGUCCGCAGAGGAAGGCUCUGGAGUGACGCUUGAAUUACACAUUUAGCAAGUUUAUGCCUCUACUUACGUAUUUUUUCUUCAUAAUUCUACCUAUAUAGGUGACUCGCUCUGUCACUUAUUAUGGUUCUACGUGGAACUGUGUUGCAUCACUACCUUUCAAAUGAUAAUCUAGUAAGACUUUUCCAAAAGGAACAUUUCUAGAAUUU
Messenger RNA from Phoenix dactylifera (date palm), 2190 nucleotides. RefSeq names its product GDSL esterase/lipase At4g16230-like. The record is from RefSeq and is a predicted model, not a curated record. Lineage: Eukaryota; Viridiplantae; Streptophyta; Magnoliopsida; Arecales; Arecaceae. Gene Ontology annotation, molecular function: hydrolase activity, acting on ester bonds.